Molecule: messenger RNA, 2155 nt
Organism: Arabidopsis thaliana (thale cress)
Lineage: Eukaryota; Viridiplantae; Streptophyta; Magnoliopsida; Brassicales; Brassicaceae
Gene: ATOBGM
Product: GTP-binding protein Obg/CgtA
Exons: 3
Coding region: 253-1989 (578 amino acids)
Source: RefSeq, marked reviewed
GACCGGGCCAUAGUUGGCGGGUAAAGACUAAAGUAGAACCACAUAGGAGAACGAAAAGUCUCAGUUUCAUCGUCCUUGUUCAUGGUCUUCCUCGUUUUUCUUCCAGACACCUUCCGUUGCAUCAACCCCUAUUGAGGUUUUUGUUGUUCUUGUUCCUUAUGUUCUUCGGUUUGUAUAAUACCAAACAAUUUGGUUGUCUCAGUCACUUCCUUCUUCUUGUUCUUGAAUAUUGAUCAGAUCAUAAGAUUCGAAAUGGGCAAGCAUUUGAAAAACGAGAGUUCAAGUCCAAACCAUGGCAAAUACAAUCACAAACUAGGAUGGUUAGCUGGAAUGCUUCAUGUGCUUGACUUCCACCAUUGGAGAACUAAGAACCGACCAAUCUGUUGGAAGACCCCAAGAACCCAUUCCUUGAUGCGUGAAACUGAGGAACAAGAACCGUUUCUUGAUUCUAAGAUUAAUGAUUCAAAGAUGCUUAGUGUUGUUGCAGAUAAUAAGCCAACGAGACCAGAAACAAAACUGAAGAAGACGAUGACAACAAAGCAAGUAACCGAGUACGUGGAUUUUCUUGAAAUCUUGAGGAAGGAAGAUGUUUUUGUCAAGAUAAUGAAAGAUCAAGUCCAGAUCAAGUCUAAUCCAAGGGUUUUACCCAAGUCAGGCUCGUUUCCUAUCUCAGGAUCUUCACGUCCUGCUAGGAUUCAACACAAGCAGAAGGAGAAUUGGUAUGCCCCAAAGCAGAACGGUGCCGUUUUGACUUUGAAGGUUCCAAGAGACACUUCUCAAGAGUGCAAACCAAUCUCUCCUUCUCAUGGCUCAGCUGAUGAUGAUCAUGGAUUCAAUCACGCUAUCAUAAACGGAUUUAGAGAAAUCAAGAAGUUGCUCAAAAAUACACUCAAAGACCGAAAUCGCACAAAGAAGAAGAAGAAGAAGAAGGUUUUGGAUGUUGCGAAAGAUGAUUAUGUGGGGAGAUAUUCUCAACUCUUGAAGCAGAUUUCUAGAAGAGAAGGUGGUGACUUGCGUUCGAAGAGCUUAAAACUUUCAUAUGAAGAGAAAAAGAGCGAUUCGAGAGAUAAUAAACCGCAAUUCUUCAGACGGAUUUCGUCCUUGUCCAGCCUUGAAGUUCUUGGUUCAUUUCUGACCGACCUCCCUCGAGACAGUUCUACUUCCAAUCAGGAAACUAGGAUAUCUGAAGACCAAGAUACUAACUUUGGAGCCAAAAAAUCUGUAUUGUCAUCCGAAUCUCCGGUAAGAGCAGAGAAGGAAGAGAAGUAUGAGGUGCAAGAGGAGAGAAGCCAAGAAAAUCACCUAGACAGCUCAAACCAAAGAAUCCUGCAACAAGAACCAGAUUCAGUUCCUAGUACCAAUAAAACCGCAGAAAAGACAGAGACUUUACUACCACAAGGUAAGCUCUUGAACAAAUUAAGCUCUUCACUGUUUGAUGAGAGAAAGGUACUCAAUUCUAUGGUUGCUUGUUCUACAGGUUUAGGUCUAAGUUCUUUAGAAAUUUACAAACAUGAAGAAGAAGAUGAAGAUGCCUACUUCUGUUACGUAAAGAAGGUUUUAAAAGUUUCAGGCUUCCUCGAAAACAAAGACAACGAAGAAAAGUGGUACUCAGAGGAACAACCACUGAAUCCAUCACUGCUUUACGAACUCGAUAUACAAGAAGAAGAAACAGUGAACGACAAAGAGCUUCUAUUCGAUUUGGUUAACGAGGCAAUCGUCGAGACUCAAAACCAUUCACAAAUAUACUUCCCCAAAACAUUUCCAUAUGGCAAACGUUAUCUUGAUGAGGUAUGGGGAAGAGUGGAGUGGAGCCUCUCUGGUUUAGGAGCUGAGAACAGAGAUCGUUCAUUGGAUGAUAUUGUGGGAAGAGAUCUUCUUACAAAGAGUGAUGGAUGGAUGAAUCUCCAAGGUGAAUCUGAAUGGCUUACUCUUGAGCUUGAAGAUUUGAUUUUUGAUGAUGUUUUAGAUGAACUGCUUUGUGUUUAUUAGUAAGUUAACAAAUAGAAAACCUGUUUUUUUCUGAUAUACAUGUAUAUAAAUAUGUGUUUGAUACAAAUUUAAGAUUUCUUGUAAAAUAAUGUACCUUAACAGUCCCAAUUUUUUUGAUGAAAUACACUAAUUAAUCAGAGUUAAUUGUUAUUUAACUAAAUAGAGA